AUGGCUUCCGACGCCGCCAGAGGCAAAACCGCGCUCGAUAAAGGCGACUACCCCGCUGCAGUCACCCACCUUACGGCCGCCCUCAAGAGCUCCCAAUCACCACUUUGGUUGAUCCAGCGAUCUACAGCCUAUCAACGCAUCAAGGAAUAUGAUCUCGCACUGGCAGAUGCAGAUAAUGCAGUUCUCGCUGCGGUCUCGCGAUCCAGGCGUGAACUGAUCGGCACCUCGCAGUUCCGCCGAGCCGUCGCACUCCAUGGUCUAGGACGCUUCGGGGAUGCAAGGCUGUGUCUGAAUUGGUGCAAUAAGUAUAAUGAGAAGGAGAAAGGACUCACAAUUUGGCUAGCGAAGAUAAAGCAGGAUUAUGAGGACGCUGGGGGUGAUGAUGCGGAAUGUAACAAAACAACCGUGAAGGAGAUCCCGGACAAGGUCGAACAAGUCAAUACUGGUGAGCAGAACAAGGGCGUUAAGGAGAACAAGGACAGUGUUGCGAAGCAGGCCAAAGCUCCUGCUCCUGCAGUAGCAGCGACACAGACCCGGACCCAAACAGCAAAGGAUAUUAGACAUGAGUGGUAUCAGUCGACCAGUGCUGUUACGAUUGAGAUCCUGGCGAAAGGGCUUCCUAAGGAAUCGGUUGAGGUUACUUUCGAGGAAGGAUCUCUCGAUGUCAACUUUCCGCUUCUCGCGCCAGGCUCCACCUACAACUUUUCCUUAAACCCCCUAUUCUCCAGAAUCGACCCCGCCAAAUCCUCCUUCAGAGUUACGCCCCAUAAGGUGGAAAUUGUCCUUCAGAAAUCUACUCCCGGUCCAAAGUGGUCGUCACUUGAAGGCACAGAAAACAUCCAAUCCACACCUUCAACCGACAAGACUCCUGCCGCAGCUACCAAACCCCAAACCGAAACUACCACUGCACCCGCAUACCCAACAUCCUCUCGCACGGGACCUAAGAAUUGGGAGAAAGUCCUAGGCGACGAAAAGGAUGAUGAGAUCGAGGAAGAUGAUGAGGUCAACGGUUUUUUCAAGAAGCUAUACAAAGAUGCGGACCCCGAUACGCGCAGAGCUAUGGUCAAGAGCUUCCAGGAGAGCAAUGGAACGUCCUUGAGUACUUCCUGGGGCGACGUUGGAAGCCGUACUUUUGAGACUAAGCCUCCUGAGGGGCUGGAGGCGAAGAAGUGGGAGAGCUGA
Molecule: messenger RNA, 1182 nt
Organism: Venustampulla echinocandica
Lineage: Eukaryota; Fungi; Ascomycota; Leotiomycetes; Helotiales; Pleuroascaceae
Exons: 2
Coding region: 1-1182 (393 amino acids)
Biological process (GO): protein stabilization
Molecular function (GO): protein-folding chaperone binding
Source: RefSeq, a predicted model, not a curated record